AUGCAGGAUUCACCCAGCUCUCUGGUGAUGGAUGGAUACUCCAGCAAUGUGCCAGCCUUCCUAACCAAACUCUGGACGCUGGUGGAAGAUCCUGAAACGAACCAUCUCAUCUGCUGGAGUACUAAUGGCACCAGCUUCCAUGUGUUCGACCAAGGACGCUUUGCCAAAGAGGUGCUGCCCAAGUAUUUCAAACACAACAACAUGGCCAGUUUCGUCCGGCAGCUGAACAUGUAUGGCUUCAGGAAGGUGGUGAACAUCGAGCAGGGGGGUCUCGUCAAGCCCGAGCGGGAUGACACUGAGUUCCAGCACCUCUGCUUCCUGCAGGGCCACGAGCACCUCCUGGAACACAUCAAGAGGAAGGUGUCAGUAGUGAAAAGUGAGGAGACCAAGAUGCGCCAGGAGGACCUCAGCAGGUUGCUGUAUGAGGUACAGAUACUGAGAAGUCAGCAGGAGAACAUGGAGUGUCAAGUGCAGGACAUGAAGCAGCAAAAUGAAGUUCUUUGGCGGGAAAUUGUUUCUCUCCGGCAGAACCACUCACAGCAACAGAAAGUGAUCAACAAGCUGAUUCAGUUUCUGUUUGGCCAGCUCCAAUCAAGCCCUAGCAGCACUGGGAUAAAGAGGAAGCUACCUCUGAUGCUUGACAACGGGAUCUCAGCUCCACAAGUGUCCAAGUUUAGCCGGCAUUUGUCUACAGACGCCCUUCAUGACUCCUAUUUUAUACAGUCGCCAUCAACAGAACCUGCCUCUUGCUUAAACAGUCCCGCAGUUGCUGGAGGACCCAUCAUAUCUGAUGUUACUGAAGCAUCACCAUCCAACAUAAUAAAUAUGCAAUCCCCUCCUGAAAAUGACAGAGAGAAAUGCCUCAUGCUGAUCAAGGAAGAGCCAGUCAGCCCUGCAGUGAAAGCCACCGCUGAGCCUGAUGUCCCCCUGCCAGGCUGCCGGGCUUGCUCUGAGCCCCCUGUGCUCCCUGUGGCCAUGGUUCAGUCUGUUUUGGAAGGCAAAGGGAGCUGUGGCACAGCUCCAUCAGGGACCUCACAACCAUCUGAGAGAAGAGGCAGAAGGGCACUGCUGGACAGAACAGAUAUUUCAGACCCCUUGGAGGGCUCCGACUGGAGCUUGGAAGGGCUGCAGCUGCUGCUGAGGAGCCAGCAGUAUGGCCUGGAGCCCGCCAGCCUCUUGGAUGUCUUUAAUCCCAAUUUAUCUUUAACUGAGUGGAAUUUGACUGAAAUGGAAGCUAGUCUGUCCCCGAUGCAGCGACUCACAGUGGAUCUGGAGAAGAAUGCGACUGAGCUGUCCUCAAAAGUGUUCAACCCGCAGUUUAACAGUGCCUGUCCAGGUAAAGAUGUCAUUCUUGAAAACACCCAGCAGUUCCUUGUUGAUCGUCAGUCAGUCUUUGGAAACGACCUCAUCAACUUGCCUGAAAGUUCAUCGCUUUAUGUUCCACCUGACAGUAUGGCUUCCUACCUGUCCUCUGUGGGUGUCCAAGGAGAGAUCCCAUUAAACCUGAGCUCCUCAACUGACAACAGCCAGUGA
Nestor notabilis (Kea) is the source of this 1533-nucleotide messenger RNA. Its product is annotated as heat shock factor protein 4-like. NCBI's taxonomy places the organism in Eukaryota, Metazoa, Chordata, Aves, Psittaciformes, Psittacidae. The record is from RefSeq and is a predicted model, not a curated record. Gene Ontology annotation, biological process: regulation of DNA-templated transcription. Bases 1 to 1533 code for a protein of 510 amino acids. Gene Ontology annotation, molecular function: DNA-binding transcription factor activity; sequence-specific DNA binding. The transcript has 13 exons.